AUGGUAGGGCAAUUAGAACAGGCUGACCUCGAGGAAGUGGUCAGCUAUUCGAUAGAGCCUGUGCGACCUGAUACCAUUGAUGUUGAAGCUAUUGAAGAUGAUGCAAUUGAAUCUUCUGCUACAGAAUUUGCAGAGAUUUUAUGUCAGGCUAAAAAUAAUUCUAGGAGCAGCAGUAGAAGGACUGUUGAUGUAGAUUCAGCUAGGUGUCCGGGUAGGUCAACUAAUAGUCAGAACAAACGUAGAAGACUUAAUCCGAGCCAAACAGUUAUCAAUUGUGAUCAUUACAUUAAUUUGGAAAGCACACCACAGUCUAUUGUCCAGGAAAUCAUAAAGCCGCAACCACCCCCACAGAAACCAACCUUCAAUUGUCCAAUUUGCAUGGGUUCAUUCACCGAGGAGAUGCCGACAAGGUGUGGGCACAUAUUCUGCAAUACAUGCAUUAAAACUGCAUUAGCUGAGCGGCGCAAACGGCGAACUUGCAGGAAAAGAGUCGUCGUGAAGGAACUAAUCAGGGUCUUCCUUCCAUCAGCUAGUUAAAUAUGAGCUCUACGCCCAAACUAGUAACGGAUAAUUCAUAUUGCCCUUGAAUGGAGUUGGCAUGUCAAUGGAACAAAACUUUGAAGGGAAAUGUUACUAGUGCCUUUUGGUACAUGCCCUAACA
Hibiscus syriacus is the source of this 661-nucleotide messenger RNA. RefSeq names its product E3 ubiquitin-protein ligase RNF4-like. NCBI's taxonomy places the organism in Eukaryota, Viridiplantae, Streptophyta, Magnoliopsida, Malvales, Malvaceae. The transcript is spliced from 6 exons. The coding region runs from base 1 to 537 and encodes 178 amino acids. The record is from RefSeq and is a predicted model, not a curated record.